CCGAUCGAGCAGGAGUCUUCCAUGAACGAACAUAUCGACGAGGCCGACGAUCUCUGCGGACGCCCGGAGAUCCCCUUCGAUUCGAAGAGCGUCGAGGAGGAAGAGAUCGAUCCGGCGAUCCCGCGAGGAGACGAAAGAACGUCCGAAGCGGAGGAGGAGGCGGCUGCGAGAAGCGAGGAGCUCGAGGACGGCCCGAGCCACCAUUCGGAGAUGCUCGCGGAGACGGUGAGCACGCAGGAGUUCCUCGACACCGAGCGGCGCGUACUGAACGAGGAGGCCGAGCAGGAAGCGCCGCCGCCGCAGAUCGUGGUGUCGUCGGAGAACGGCGAGGCCGAGCCGAUGCUCGAUAACGAGACGGCGGCAGAGUAUGCCAAGGACGUCGCGGAGGACGCGCAGAACCCGGUGGACGAGUCCUCGAGCGAGUUCUCGGCGUCCGACUCGACCUUCAUCGAGAAGACCGAGGUCGUCGUGUCGGACACGAGCGUGACCGUCUUCUCGGAGACGAAGCAGCUCGUCGGGCCGACGAUCGAGAUCCUGGACUCGUGGACGACAGUCGAGGAGGCCACGAAACCGGCCGACGUCGGGGAACGCGAAGACGCGCUACCGCCGGCCGGUGAGGCCGGCCGGCCGACAGCGGGAGACGAUAAUCACGAGGGAAAACCGGACGAUUCGCUCGCGCCCUCGUCACCCCGCGCUCCCUUGGCCACGCCGGACGACGAGACGAGCGACAUUUCUAACGCCUGCGAUAGCGAGAGCCGCGAGGAGACGGUGACCAGCAGUUCGACCGUGGUGACCUCCACGAAGGGCGGCACCAAAACGAAGAAGAAGAAGAUCGAGGGCGUCGCUGGUAACGAUGCCACCUCGCCGAACCUUACGCCGCGCACAAAGAAAACCAAGAAGAGCAAGAAGAGCGAUCUUGAGAAGGAGAACAUCUCCGUGUGUCGCAGCUUUGGCGACAUCUCGAACAUGAGCGAUGGCGAUCAGACGGCUUUCGGGAAAGCGAAUCACGCGAUGGAAACCGACGAGAAAUCGAGCUUCAACAAAUUCGACGCUCUCACCAAGAAGACUGUUCUGCACGUGCGCUCGGUCGAUGCCGGAAAGGUGCAACAACAGCUGAACGCCGUGGGUCAGAACGGCGAGGCGAACACGAAUUGUCGCAGCUGCGGCAAGGUCGUGUUCCAAAUGGAGCAGACAAAGGCUGAGGGUCUGGUCUGGCACAAGAAUUGCUUCCGGUGCGUGCAGUGCAGCAAGCAGCUUAACGUGGACAAUUACGAGAGCCACGAGAGCACGCUCUACUGUAAGCCACACUUCAAGGAGCUCUUCCAACCGAAACCGGUCGAAGAGUCCGACCAGCCCGUGCGACCUCGAAAGCCGGAGCUGAUCAUACGGGAGAACGAGCCGAAAGAGCUGCCGCCCGACGUGGUCAGAGCUUCCGACAAGCCCGAUCUGGGACUCGAGGAGCUCUCGAGUCUGAACGUGAAGUCGCGCUUCCAGGUCUUCGAGAAAGCCAGCACGGAGAACGCCAAUGAGAUCGAGAGGUCGCCGUCGCAGAUCGCCGUCAAGAGGUCGCCCAGCAUCCUCAGCAAACUGGCCAAAUUCCAGGCCAAAGGUAUGGACAUUGGCGUGGCAGACGAGUCUCUCAAUGGCAUACCCUACGAGGAAUCCAGCGAAAGCGAAGAGGAGGUGGAAACGGAGGAAACCGAAGAGGUGGAGACCGAGAUUGUGAAGGCGAAACGCACGACUCGCGAGCGUCCGAUCAGUUUCUCGAAGAUGGACGACAUCAAGAACCGUUGGGAGUCCACCAGCCAGCAGGGCAGGCGCGAGGUUCAGCGCGAGGCUAGGAAGGAAGAAAUCGCAGGAAUCCGCUCGCGACUGUUCAUGGGUAAACAGGGUAAGAUGAAAGAGAUGUACCAGCAGGCGGUAGCCGGAAGCGACCGCGUCACGAAGAUAAAUGCGGCGGAGGAGAUCCAGCAUUCGACCCACGCUCGCUCCAUCAAGGAAAGAUUCGAACGAGGCGAACCGAUCGCCACCUCGGACGACGAGAUCGACAGCAAGCCGAAACCGGAGAAAGCCGACGAGGAGGUGAUCGCGGCAGGUAUCAGCAGGAAGUCGCGGUCGCUCUUUUUGGAAUUGGACGCCUCCGCUGCGAAGACGGGCCGUCCAGUGACGCCGGUGCUUCCGAAGACGCCGACCGAGACCUCGCGGCGCGCACGAGACGCAUUCAUGGCUCGUCAAGUCUCAGACGACGUGGUGCGCAGCUCAGACACGACCGAGGAAGUCCACGUAGAAACAUCCGACAUUACGAACAAGUUCAAAUUUUUCGAGUCCUACAAGGAACCGGAGAAACAGCGGAAGCAGUUUCGCAUUACGCCGCCACGCGACGGACAAGUCAAGAUGGACUCCCCGGAUCGCGAGAUUUACCGCGAUCCCGACGUGGUCAGAGCCGACGACAGGGUGGAUGAGGUGGUGCACACAGACACCGCGAGGAAGAUGUUGUCCAUCUUCCGGCAGAUGGAGGAGAACGCAUGCAAGGAGGAUUUGCCGGAUGGCCCGAAGCCGUUGAAACGCUUCACACCGCCUCCCGAGGAUAAGUUCGCCAAAGCGACCGCCUCGGACUCGGAGGAGGACGAAGAUGAAGAAGGCGAGGAAUCCGACGGUGACGACAGCAACGAGGAGAGAGAUCCCAACUAUGUUCGUGCUUCCGACAAGGUGGAGGACGAGUUCCUGAAACAGGCGCAGAACGCGGCGCGCGCCAAGACCCUGCGCGCCAAAUUCGAGCACUGGGAGGAGACCGACGGCAAAGUCAGCAAUCACCAUAUCGCCGAGAUGGAGAUGGCCCAAGGCACAGGCGAGCAAUCCAGCAUAGAGUCCGCGAGCAGUCUGCGGGCCCGCUUCGAGUCCCUCGGCUCGCAGACCAACGAAUCGCCGCGCACGCCGAAGGUCAAAGUCAAUCGAUUUGUGUAAAGGAGACCGGAGGAUAUGCGCCUGGAUUAAAUCGCAUGCGAGGAGGAGGAGGGAGAGGAAGUAGGGGAGGAGGUGAAGGAGGAAGAGGAGGAGGAGAAUCGAUGGAGGAAGAAAGCGUCGUUGGGACAACCGCGGUGGAAAACCAGUUUCUUUCUUUCUUUUUUCCUUUUUCGUUUUCGUCAAUCUGGCGCGUUACGCAAUAACGGCAAUAACGUCCGGCCGUCGUCGAUCGCACGACAACGACCUUACCGAUUUUCUUAUUAGGAUUGCUUUCUCAACAACUGAGCCUUACGUUCGUAGAGUAAAUCUCGAGCCCUCGUAUAUAAGAAUGUACCAUAUGUCAUGUGUUAUAUAAUAUAUUACCUUACACCACGAAAGAGAGAGAGAGAGAGAGAGAGAGAGUUGGCGCGUGGUGGUGGCGAUCUGUCGAGCGUUUUGUCCGGCUACCGAUGGAGAAGGAAGAGACACGUCGCGACGAGAGGAAAGAAUUCGGAGACGAGCGGCUGUACAUCAAUGUGACGGGGGCAAUAACGCGUGUGUUCGACCCGCAGCUAGCGUGAGACUCAUCGCCGAGAACACGAGAUCGCAAGAGCACGCGAGAAAUUCAGCGCGUAUUUAUUCGCAGGCCCGACCGUCCUGUCAAUCCUGAUUUAUCUUCUUCUAAAUCUCUACGAGCGAGAGACGAGAUAGAGAGAGAGAGAGAGAGAAAGAGAGAGGUGGAUACGUAGAUUUCCGCUCUGCCGGUGAGCAGCCGCGCGAGUGCGCUUCCUCCGCUCGCAGAAACGCUCGACUUAUCCUCACACGCGCACGCACACGUGUCCGGGAGAAAAAGAGAGAACCGUAUUGUUCUACUAAUUUACUUAAUGUAUAAAAGACGAGCGCCCAUCCGCGUUGCGCGUCGUACGAUGCCCUCGCACGAUCGUCACCGCAAGGAGGACUCCUCUUCUGAAGUAAUCAUGCACGACCGCGCGAGGUCCCUGAGUAAGACGCGCUCCGAUGGACCCGCUGCUCCCGACCGAUGAGACUCGUAACGAUGCGCAUUCGAUCUUCCCCGUCACUAUCGAGACGCCGACUAACUCCGGAAGGAACGUUUCUCAAAAACGCUGGUCAAACGAAACUCUGAGCCGCGCGCGUAACCGCGCGUGAUCUACAUAGCAAUUAUUUUUAUAAUAUUUCCGACUCCUCUCCGAGAAUCGAGAGAAAUGUAACGUUUCCGCGAGGUGCCAAACUUUUCAUCGAGUACUCGUGCGAAGAUCUCUUCCUAUAGCUGUGUGUUCAUUUCUGACUGAUAAAAAAAAAAAAA
This is a messenger RNA of Dinoponera quadriceps, 4267 nucleotides long. Its product is annotated as LIM domain and actin-binding protein 1. Bases 22 to 2964 code for a protein of 980 amino acids. Gene Ontology annotation, biological process: actin filament bundle assembly. The record is from RefSeq and is a predicted model, not a curated record. Gene Ontology annotation, molecular function: actin filament binding. Gene Ontology annotation, cellular component: plasma membrane; actin cytoskeleton. Lineage: Eukaryota; Metazoa; Arthropoda; Insecta; Hymenoptera; Formicidae. The transcript is spliced from 15 exons.